This is a messenger RNA of Acanthosepion pharaonis, 585 nucleotides long. NCBI's taxonomy places the organism in Eukaryota, Metazoa, Mollusca, Cephalopoda, Sepiida, Sepiidae. The record is from the annotation of a GenBank genome assembly.
AUGGUCUGUGAAAUAGGCAUAUGGGGAACUAUCGGUGGUCAAGAACAUAAAACAAUAUCUCUGUCUCUCUCUCUGUGUCUGUCCGUGUCUCUCUCUCUCUGUGUCUGUCCGUGUCUCUCUCUCUCUGUGUCUGUCCGUGUCUCUCUCUCUCUCUCUGUGUCUGUCCGUGUCUCUCUCUCUCUCUCUGUGUCUGUCCGUGUCUCUCUCUCUCUCUCUCUGUGUCUGUCCGUGUCUCUCUCUCUCUCUCUCUGUCUGUCCGUGUCUCUCUCUCUCUCUCUGUGUCUGUCAGUGUCUCUCUCUCUCUCUCUGUGUCUGUCCGUGUCUCUCUCUCUCUGUGUCUGUCCGUGUCUCUCUCUCUCUGUGUCUGUCCGUGUCUCUCUCUCUCUCUGUGUCUGUCCGUGUCUCUCUCUCUCUGUGUCUGUCCGUGUCUCUCUCUCUCUCUCUGUGUCUGUCCGUGUCUCUCUCUCUCUGUGUCUGUCUGUCCGUGUCUCUCUGUGUCUUUCUCUCGCCAAUAUGAGUUUUUUCCCCGCCAAAGAAACUGUCAUUAAGUUGCCGUAUUUAUUUCCCUCACACUAUUUCAAGUAA